Molecule: messenger RNA, 1630 nt
Organism: Olea europaea var. sylvestris
Lineage: Eukaryota; Viridiplantae; Streptophyta; Magnoliopsida; Lamiales; Oleaceae
Exons: 12
Coding region: 221-1300 (359 amino acids)
Biological process (GO): NADPH regeneration
Cellular component (GO): cytoplasm
Molecular function (GO): nucleotide binding; oxidoreductase activity
Source: RefSeq, a predicted model, not a curated record
AAAACAGUGUUAUUUUUCGUCUUUCUCGCACUAAUCCGGUGUUACACGUUUCCUCUUCAAGAAAAUCGCAUUUUCAGUGUUCUAAUUUUAUCGUUUUACUCCAAACAGAAAAAUCAGUGCUAAAAUUUUUAGAAUUAGGUUCGGCUUUAUCAGAUUUACGACUAACAAGUUGCUUCAGUUGAGCAUCUGCAUCAAAUCCCACAGAUUCUGAGAUUUUCCAAUGGCUGCACGACCCCAGAUUGCCAUACUUGGAGCUGGAAUUUUUGUUAGAAAUUCAUACAUUCCAAGGUUGGCUGAGAUCUCUGAUCUCUUCAUUCUUAGAGCCAUUUGGAGCCGCUCCGAGGAAUCGGCAAAAGGUGCUGUUGAGAUUGCUAAGAAGUUCUUUCCAGAGGUGGAAUGUAAGUGGGGUGAGGCCGGACUUGAUGACAUUAUUCAAGAUGCUUCUAUAAUUGGUGUGGCCGUCGUUCUUGCUGGGCAAACUCAGGUGGAUAUGUCUCUGAGGCUGCUGAAGGCCGGAAAACAUGUCCUUCAAGAGAAACCUGCUGCAGCUUCAAUAAAUGAGGUGGAAACUGCGUUGUCAUCUUAUAAUUCCCUUAGCACCACCCUUCCUAGUCCACCUAUUUGGGCGAUUGCAGAAAAUUAUCGUUUUGAACCUGCUUUUUUGGAGAGCAAGAAAAUGAUGGCUGAAAUUGGAGAGGUGAUGAAUGUUCAAGUCAUUAUUGAAGGUUCUAUGAAUAGUUCAAAUCCUUACUUCUCAAGUUAUUGGAGACGUGACUUUACUGGGGGUUUCAUUCUAGAUAUGGGGGUACAUUUCAUUGCAGGAUUGAGAAUGAUGGUUGGGUGUGAGAUAACAUCGGUGUCAGCCAAUACCUCUCACAUAGAUACAACUUUGCCACCUCCAGAUAUUAUCUCCUCAACUAUUCAACUGGAGAAUGGGUGUUCAGGUGUUUUUGUGAUGGUGGUAUCAUCGAGAUCUCCCAAGGUACUCUGGCGAGUUGUGGGCUUAAAAGGAACAAUACAGGUCGAACGAGGAAACAAAGAAGGGAAGCAUGGUUACUCGGUUACUCUUUUUACUGCUGGUGGGCAAAGCAAUAGCUGGUUCUACCCAUUUUGUGGUGUGACUGAAGAGCUCAAGACUUUUCUAUCUGAUAUUUCAACGGUAACCCUUAAGAAAAAUCAAAGCUACCAAGCUGAGCCUCGCCUCUCGUACCUCGAAGGUGCCCGGGAUAUUGCUGUUUUAGAUGCAAUGCUUGAAUCUGGGAAGAGACAAGGAGCACCGGUCCAAGUAAAAAUGUUUUAGCUUCACCUUCUCAAGUUCAACUGUUCAUGUAUGAUGCAGUGAAGAAUUAGUACGGCACCUCUAUUCUGGGAAAAGGCCUGCCCAGAUAAGCUAUUAAAGGAGGGAGUUGGGGCAGAAAUAAUGGAUUUGGCUUAUGAUUAAGGAACACAUUAAUGAAGAUAGUUUAUGUUAUUAUAUGAUUUUGUCGGAAUUGAUUCAGAUUUAGGAAUUUACUUUUUAUUGUGUUACAUUGAUCAAAUAAUGCAUGUACUUAUGCUGAAUAAUAGCAAUAAGAAAGAAAAAUUGCAUCCACGAGCACUUGGAGAACCAAGUCGCCACACCGAUCGCAAA